Chlorella variabilis is the source of this 243-nucleotide messenger RNA. RefSeq lists its product as hypothetical. The record is from RefSeq and is a predicted model, not a curated record. The transcript is spliced from 2 exons. Lineage: Eukaryota; Viridiplantae; Chlorophyta; Trebouxiophyceae; Chlorellales; Chlorellaceae. The annotation marks the transcript as partial.
GUGCAGGAGGCAUUUCAACCUGCCAGCCUCAGCGUCGAAAACGAGUCCCACAAACAUGCAGGGCACUCGGGCAACCCCGGCGGCGGACCUGAUGCCGAGACGCACUUCAAGGUGGAGAUUGUGAGUGCUGCGUUCGAGGGCAAGAAACCCGUACAGCGGCACCGCAUGGUGUACCAGCUGCUGCAGGCCGAGAUUGAUGCGGGCGUGCAUGCGCUGGCGCUCAAGACGAAGACCCCCGCCGAG